AUGUCCCUCUUCCGUCAAUGCCGCACUGCCACCGUGCAGCUCCGCGGUUUCUCUUCAUCCUCCGCUCUCCGCGUUGGACCAGAAUCGCCCAACUUCAUUGAAGUCCCUCGAACAAUUCAACCGGAUCUUCCCCCAAAGCCUCGUGUCAAAGGUACACUGCCAGUGCCCCGAGAGCUCUUUCCCAAGCGACGAGUGGACAAACCUAACCCGCAAUACAUCGCCGCCGCCGCACCUCUCCCUACCAAGCAAGAAAAUAUCGAUCCAAAUGAGCCCCAUGCCGAGUACCGAAGCUGGAAGCGCAGUAUGGCCGACAUGAGGAGGCAGAACUUCGAGGAGGGUCUGCUGGAACUACACAACCGGCAGCAACGAACGGAUAAGACAAUGGAAGAGCGGAGUCGGGCGAGGCAAAAGCUACGAGACCACGUCCUCCGACAGCCUGACCGAGAGGAUGAACUUCUCACCCGGCCUACAAUUCCAAAGGCUAUGCUACCGAAGCGCACUCCUGUGCUGCCGGGCGGAGGUAGAGAUAGACGUCUCAAAGCAUCGCAGCGCCGGACUGAGCGGAAAGCGCAACUAAAGGCAAGUGAGCGCCGUGAAUCGCUGCACACGCUUUACAUGAAUGCUCGCGAAUUUAUCACCACGGAAACCCAGUUGGCGGCCGAAAUCGAGAAGAUCUUCCCUGAAGGAGAGAACGAAGCUUGGCGUAGUGAUAAAAGCAAGAAUGGCGAGAACAUUUGGAACAGGGGAUUUCCCAAGACUAUGGCAUCCCGCCUUGGUGAGUCUCAUGGCGAGGCGGCGCGAGAGUCGGAGCGAUGGGAUGUUGUCCAAGGCAGGAUCAAGAAGUUGGGUGAGGAAAUCACUGGCGGAAAGAUCUGA
Aspergillus mulundensis is the source of this 876-nucleotide messenger RNA. RefSeq lists its product as uncharacterized. The transcript has a single exon. Lineage: Eukaryota; Fungi; Ascomycota; Eurotiomycetes; Eurotiales; Aspergillaceae. The record is from RefSeq and is a predicted model, not a curated record. Bases 1 to 876 code for a protein of 291 amino acids.